Larimichthys crocea (large yellow croaker) is the source of this 758-nucleotide messenger RNA. It is a transcript of the gene sdhaf4, whose product is annotated as succinate dehydrogenase complex assembly factor 4. The transcript is spliced from 3 exons. Bases 80 to 388 code for a protein of 102 amino acids. Gene Ontology annotation, cellular component: mitochondrion. NCBI's taxonomy places the organism in Eukaryota, Metazoa, Chordata, Actinopteri, Sciaenidae. Gene Ontology annotation, biological process: mitochondrial respiratory chain complex II assembly. The record is from RefSeq and is a predicted model, not a curated record.
GAUGAUGACGAGAAUUGCGUAAAAGAAGCGUGACGAACAGCAGCAGUGUAUUUGUGUAAGUGUCCGCGCGCACACAAACAUGUCUCUCCUGCGAUCACUGUCUUCAACCAGCAGGCACGUGACGUCACUGUCUAAGAGUGUAUCAGUGGAGUCUGUCUUUACAGGGUGUUCACGGGCAGCCAGCGGAGUGCUGAAGGACAAGGAGCCGCUGAAGAAAGCCAAAACCCCGCAGGGUCGCUUAGACAGCACUGAAGAGAAGCACACGGAUGUGCUGCAAAAGUUCCCUGAUGAUGUGAAUCCUGAAACCAAAGAGAAGGGGGGUCCUCGGGGUCCAGAGCCCACCCGCUAUGGGGACUGGGAGAGAAAGGGCCGCUGUGUCGACUUCUAGUUCAUUCCUCAUAAAGAGGCACUUUUUCAAGCAUAGAUUGUGUUUUCUGUACGCUCAGGUCUGAGUGUCUGAUCAGAGGGAGAGGAUCAGGCAGACAUCCACUUUCUGGCUGUGACUGUGUUAAUACUUACAGGGAACAAGAAGAGAACUGUUAGCACACAUUUGUAUUUAAGUGCUUCCUAGCUGUUAUGUUAUGUUAUGUCAAAAAACACGUCAUCAGAAAUCACUUCGAUACGUGAAGCUUCAAGACACAUUUGCACAUUUCUGGUGUUUUGUUUCAGGUGGGAGUGAGAUGUGGUUCUGGCCCUGUGUUCUGUUCACAAGUGUGAAUGUUGAAAAUAAUAAAAUCAAAGAUGAUUCUAUGUACACA